Molecule: messenger RNA, 2433 nt
Organism: Closterium sp. NIES-65
Lineage: Eukaryota; Viridiplantae; Streptophyta; Zygnematophyceae; Desmidiales; Closteriaceae
Source: the annotation of a GenBank genome assembly
AUGGCUGUACCAUCCAGAGGGGGAUCGGAAGUAGGUAGCCAUGGAUUGGCUAAGGGCGAACCGACCAAGCCGCGCAAGAGGGUUAAGGGAGCCGCUAAUAAAAAUAAGGGCGCGGCUGACAACCAUAAUGCGGCUGUGAGCUGCUUUGACACCGAAAUUCUCGGCGAGAGUCAAGCCGGGGACCAUGCCGGUAACAAGCAUGUUCCCACUCAUUCCCUGCAGGAUGGCACGGCAGAAGGCGUUGAAACACACGAGGAGCGUGUCGAGGACAACCAGGCAGAGGAUUUCGCCAUGGGGGACGGUGCGGAGGACGAAGGCAACGAUGGCGGGGAGGGCGACGAAGAGGAAGAAGGCGACGAUGGGGACGAAGGCGACGAAGGCGACGAAGCCGACGAAGGCGACGAAGGGGAGGAAGGCGACGAAGGCGACAAAGCCGACGAAGGCGACGAAGGGGAGGAAGGCGACGAAGGGGAGGAAGGCGAGGAGGAGGACGAGGGGGACGAAGGAGAGGAAGGCGACGAAGGUGACGAAGGCGAGGAGGAGGACGAGGGGGACGAAGGGGAGGAAGGCGACGAAGGUGACGAAGGCGAGGAAGGCGACGAAGGGGAGGAAGGCGAGGAGGAGGACGAGGGGGACGAGGGGAACGAGGGGGAUGACGAGAACGAGGGGGACGAGGGGGACGAGGGGGACGAGGGGGACGAGGGGGACGAGGGGGACGAGUGGAACGAGGGGGACGAGGGGGACGAGGGGGACGAAGAUGAAGAAAUGGUUAACCAGGCUGUUGAGGAAGCAGCCGGGGAGGAAGAUGAAGACUGCACGGAAUCGGAUGCUAGUGCAUACGCUGUGAGAGAGAUGCGAAAGCGUGGCGUUCAAGAAGCUAGUCGUGGGACGACCGUGGACGAGGAUGCAGAAGAGGCACAGGCGUUGCAAAGGGGGAGGUUCAAACUGUUGUUCGGUUUGGGCCCUGCCCUCCCCGAGCAGGAAGCACAGGAGGACGGAGAGGAGCCCACUCCCAAAAUAGGAGAGGUCGUGGUUGCUGCAGGCCGCGCUCGGACUGUCAACAAUGGCCGUCCUUUGCAGCCUAAGAAGAAAAGAAAGGUUAACGGGGGCGAGGAGAAAGGAGAGGCAAAGCCAGGCUCAGCUGGAAAGGCAAAGCCAGGCUCAGCUGGAAAGGCAAAGCCAGGCUCAGCUGGAAAGGCAAAGCCAGGCUCAGCUGGAAAGGCAAAGCCAGGCUCAGCUGGAAAGGCGCCAACCAAGAAGAAAGGCCCUCUCUCUCACAUCCUAUUCACUAAACUUUUGUUCUCGUCUCUCCCUCUCCCUCUCUCACUCCCGUCUCUAUCUCUCCCCAUGUCACUCCCGUCUCUCCCUCUCCCCAUGUCACUCCCGUCUCUCCCUCUCCCCAUGUCACUCCCGUCUCUCCCUCUCCCCAUGUCACUCCCCCCCAAAACGCAGGAGCAACCGCGGGGGCAGCUCCAAGGGCGGUGGCCGGCGCGAAGGGGCAGGGAGCAGGCGCAGAAAGGCGCGCGGGUGCAGCUCCCUGGUCACCGCCAUCUGCAGGUGCUAAGGGGUAGGGUGCAAGCGCGGGUGCAGCUCGCAAGGCGUUAUCUGGUGCGAGGGGGCAGGGAGCAGGCGCAGGAAGGAGCACGGGUGCAGCUCCCGGGUCACCGCCAUCUGCAGGUGCUAAGGGGCAGGGUGCAAGCGCGGGUGCAGCUCGCAAGGCGUUAUCUGGUGCGAGGGGGCAGGGAGCAAGCGCAGGGGGGAGCACGGGUGCAGCUCCCGAGUCACCGCCUUCUGAAGGUUCUCUGGGGCAGGGAGCAAGCACGGGUGCAGCUCGCAGGGCGUUAUCUGGCGCAAGGGGACAGGGACCAAGCGCAGUGCCCCACCACCAAGGGUGCCUUCCUCAAAGCGUGUAGCAACACGCGCUGCUCUAUAGGCAAGGUUUUUAGGCGUAUUGUAUUCGCUGCAUUGGGCAGUGACAAGUACACGACCAAGGUGAAGUACCUGCCAAAAGGGCUGCCGCGCCCAAAGGACGUGGUGAAGCAUGAGGACUUGCUUCAAGCCAGCAUCAGUGGAUGGCAUGUCAACCCCAUCACCCAACAUCCUUUUGCCACGAAGCUCUUUGCCGUCGCAAUGAGGAGGGCGUUCACGAGGCGUGGUGUGCACCUCGUGGUGUGGAAGUCACGCAUGGUGGCUUUCGCGUUGUUCACUCUGGAGAACCCUCUUCUGGAAAAGGCUACUGAUGGCAAGCUGAGCAACGACCAGAGUGAGAACCGCACCAAGUUUCACGAGACAUGUGACAGGGUUCGCCGGUGGGUGGAGCAUUCAGUGCUCAAGUUGGCGGUCCCCUAUGAUCGCGCUGCGCAGGCGUAUGUGUUUGGCGGCCAUGGUGUUUGCAUUGAUGCAUCUGACUUCCCACAACUCCCCCGUACUUGA